Nerophis ophidion (straightnose pipefish) is the source of this 4235-nucleotide messenger RNA. RefSeq names its product transmembrane protein 266-like. The transcript has 11 exons. Gene Ontology annotation, molecular function: voltage-gated channel activity. The record is from RefSeq and is a predicted model, not a curated record. Gene Ontology annotation, cellular component: plasma membrane. Bases 655 to 2283 code for a protein of 542 amino acids. NCBI's taxonomy places the organism in Eukaryota, Metazoa, Chordata, Actinopteri, Syngnathiformes, Syngnathidae.
GCUAACCAUCGCUUGGACAUUCCCGAUGAUUGACAGCCGCUUAAACCAAUUGCUGUGCAGGAAAUCUUUACUCCUAUAGUACCCGUAGAUUUUAUUUUUGGAAACCAUAAAAACGCUUCUGACGAAGAGGGACAACCUAGCGGCGGUAAAGCUAAUAAAACUCCAAUUAUGUCUCUGGCGUUAAAUAGACUGUUAAGUGUAGGUUAGUCGCACGCCACCGUGCAAAAACAUGAUUAUUCAUUUAUUUACACGUCGUGACCGUAGCGACACGAAUUAUUGUAUUUCAUUGGCGGUUGUGUUCAUUUAAAUGGCGUUGGAGUGAACAUUGGGCCACAUUUGUUGCCGUGGAAGCGAACAUUGGAUACCCAGAUUCCCCCUCCUCCGCGGAAGCCCCGCUGAGCUCGCCGGGAAAACCCUCCGAGCCGCGGCGGCAUCUCUAUGGCUCCACAGCGGACUUUCACCACCACUACUAUGCCGGCCCACGAAGCGUGUUGUGUUGAAUGUGUCUUCCAGAACACCGUGGCUACUCAACCCACAACCAUGUGAGUCCCACGCAGUUUCAACAUGAAAGUAGCGUCUUUGGGUUGAAGAGGAGAACUUUAGCAAUCUGGUGAUAAGAAGCACACACAUCUCUCCUUCCUCUCGCCCAACAACAUGGCCAACAUUGGGGACAUGGAAGCUGGAGCUCUGUCCGACUUGGAAGUCAUCUCUCAGCAGGUAGAUGAUGAGAACCAGUGCUUGGCUCCUCCGGUCCAGCUAGUGAGUUUGGGCUAUCGAGAUCUUCCCCUCGCAGCAUUGGACCUCUCACUGGCCGGCUCGCAGCUCCUGUCCAACGCAGAUGAGGAUGAAACCAGAGAAGGGUCCAACUGGCUGAAGCCGUGCUGUGGCCGCCGAGUGGCCUUGUGGCAGGUCUGUCUGCUUAGUGCCGGCUUCAACUGUGUCCUGGUAGCCUGCGUCAUCCUGGUGGUACUCUUCCUUUCGCUGGAGCUGCUCAUUGACACUAAGCUCCUUCAAUUUGCCAAUGCUUUCCAGUUUGCCAGCAUUAUCCAUUGGAUCAGUCUUAUCAUCCUGUCACUUUUCUUUUCAGAGACUGUCUUCAGAAUUGUCGUGCUUGGGAUCUGGGACUACAUUGAGAACAAAGUAGAGGUGUUUGAUGGCGCCGUCAUCGUCUUGUCCCUGGCCCCCAUGGUGGCCUCCACGGUGGCCAAUGGGCCUAGCAGCCCCUGGGAUGCCAUCAGCCUCAUCAUCACCCUGCGCAUCUGGAGGGUGAAGAGGAUCAUCGAUGCUUAUGUGCUCCAAGUGAAAGUGGAGAUGGAGCUGGAGAUCCAACACUGUGAAAAGACUAAGGCUGUCAGAGAAGAGCAGCUGGAGCGUCUCACACAGAUCUGCCAGGAACAAGCUUUUGAGAUCAGGCAGCUGAGGGCCCACCUGGCCCAGCAGGACCUGGAUCUGGCGGCAGAGCGGGAAGCAGCCAUGCAGAUCCACCGUGUGUGGGCCAAGCAGGGCAGAAGUUUUCAGGUGAUGGAGGGCUUGACUCCUGGGGAGUCUGAUGACGAAGGCGCUCCAAGAAACCCCAGGGAGCUGCACAACACUGCAGAUCCAGUUGUACGUGACGACAUGAACAACUACAUCAGCCAGUACUACAGUGAAGGAAGCUCUGAUGCCAGGACUUCUGGCCUAGGUAAUCGGGUCGUCACCACAGCUGCCAUCGACGUCCACCUCCCCUCCAAUCCCAUCCAGUCCAACUCCAAGCUCGCUAUGGAGCGCCUGGGUAGCGGCGUUAGCGAACCCCCCACCAACAUGUCCCGGUCCAGCGGAUGCCUGACCACCCGCCCCAACACCCUGAAAACCCACAUCCUGCGCUCUUCUGCGACGGACUCCAGCAGCAGCACAGCUCAGGACUUGAACCUGAAAUACACUUCUCACCGCUGCUGCCCGCCUUCGCUCCAGGAUCAGGGCCAGAACAUGGUGGUGCAAGACUUUCUCUCAUUUUCUGAGGACUCCUGCCUUGCACAGAAGGGCCUGACAGUCGACCCGGUCAACCUUAAGCUCCCUAGUCCCACGGGCUCCGAGAAGACCAGCCUGGAACUGGACCACAGAAUAAACAUGUUCAAUCGCAGGAACCAAGAGGAGAGGCAAGGCCGAGGAGGACGAGGUUGCGUUCUGCUACAGACAAAGCCUCUUAUUCACCUACAGGACGGCGCCACAGAGCCCUCACUGGAGGAGAAGUACUGUCUCUUGGGGCCCGCUGACACAACUCUGGGGCAUCUGUCUGACACAUAACAGAUUUAUGCAACAGAGUAUUUUCUUCUUGUACUGCCAACAUCUACAGGAUAACCUCAAGAGAGCAAGUUUAAGAUUUUCAACAAACGCCACAAAGUUGAACCUUUUCCAUAGACAUGAAGAUGACAGCACAAAUACAACAAAACUCAAUCAGACUAGACCGCAACUGGGAUGGGCACAAUUAUUGUUGAAACCAGCAGUCCUUAACCUUAUUGACCUUGUGGCCCAACUUUUUCAAAAACAUACUAACACUGAAUUAAUAAUCUUACUCUUGAUUUAAAUCGUACUCAAUAAUUAAAUCUAAUUUACUUACAGUUUAACAGGAUAAACCUAAAAUAAUAUAAAACUUAAUCACAAAGAUUAUUAUCAAGGCUCAGGUCAGGCUGAUUACAAAAAUGUUAAUACUGCUGAUAAAAACUGAUGAAAAAUAUAUUUAUAUACAAUUACUAAUGCUAAAAUAAAUUAUUCUAACUAAAUAAUAUAUAUGUUUUUUUAAUAAACUGUCAAUAAAAUUAAAUUGUAAAUGAAAUAUAGCUUCAACACUUGGGUCAUAAUUUUUGCGCUUAAGAAAUUACUAUGACUUUAGCUCCAGACUUCUUUGUUAUUGUUGUUAUCCUCAAUACUGGCACAAGUGGUGGAAAAGUGUGUUACAAUUUAAAUAUUGCUGUGGUCCAUACGGGCAAUAGCUGAGAAACAGUAGUUUAAAUGAUUAUUUGAUAAUUAAAACUGCUGUAGAUUGAGUCAAAAUUGGGUGCACCACCUAAAUGCAACCAGCAGAGGCGCUGUUUUUUCAUUAUCAAUAACGUUGCUGUCUAAAGAAGAUACAGCUACUUAGGAAGCUGUGGCACAGUUCCUCCUUUGUUCUCCUAAACACAGGCAUGGAAACAGGAGUUCAGAACUUCACAGAGAGAAUUUCCCAUUGCAUUAGAUUUAUCUUAAACGUGUGAUCCCACCGUAUUAAUCAAUGUUGCCCGUCGUCGGUCAAGGAGAUAUUAUGAGAUGCCCAUCUCUAGUGGACUUUAAGGUGUUUUCAAACACAUCAGGAACCCUCUUUUAAAAGACUAUGAACUUUAUACAAAUCAAAACCAGCAAAGAGGCCGUUAAAGCCUUCAUUGAACAUCUCUUUUCCAAACAAAGAUGCUGUUACAUAAACUUUUCAUUUUUAAUGUUGUUUUCUUAUCUUGUCAUAUAUCUAACCAAGCUCCUUUUUUUCUUCAAAGAGACACAGGGUACAUGGCUGGAUGAAUAAUACUCUCACAUUUACUCCCACUGGAUUCAUUUUGGAACUGUUAAGAUUGAUCCUAUAGACUUUUUGUUGUUAUCGUUUAAUUAAAAGUGAUUUGGCUACGUUUGCGUAGAAACAAAAGGUAAGUGGUCGGGUUUUUUUAAACUAGUGAGAAAUUGUUUACUAAAACUGGAGUGUUUGUAGCAUGAUCCUUUAAAAUGAUGAGCAAGUUAUUUGCACUUUAAUGUUUACACGGCCACUUUUGUAGACUUGAUAUACGAGGGGUGGGGGGGUCAUUGCAAGUGCAGGUGUUGCCAUUUCAUGAAAAGUAAUAUUAAUAAAAAAAAAACGUAUUUCCUUACUUUUUUCUGUUCAAUGAUUGAUUGUAAUUGUUUUGCAUCGAGGUGAGCAUGGUCAUUGUUUGGCACUGCUUUGAUGGAUUUUUUCUUCAUUCAAUUUUGCUCAAAUUUAACAAGUUUUUGUCACUCCCCUAAUGGUGUGUACCAAAUGGUGCGCUAUAAGGCCUGAGAGUUGCAAUGGAUGUCCUGUGGAUUGAUCCAUCCAUUUUCUACCGCUUGUCCCUUUCAGAGUUGCUGGGGGUCGCUGGAGCCUAUCUCUGUGUGGGAAAUUUCAAGUUAACCCGAUGUACGGCUUUUAUUACAGCGCCAACACGUGGAGUAUUUGUCAGAUAAAUAUUGCACAGAAGGGGUGCAUGUUUUCAUAAAGU